Molecule: messenger RNA, 261 nt
Organism: Neurospora tetraspora
Lineage: Eukaryota; Fungi; Ascomycota; Sordariomycetes; Sordariales; Sordariaceae
Exons: 2
Source: RefSeq, a predicted model, not a curated record
GAACAGGAGUUACUCUCGUACGUUGAACUCCCAAAAUAUGCAACACUUCCACCUUUCUACCUUCGGGCAAUUAUUAUCGACCUCCUGCCGCACAUCUGCGCAUCCCAUCGCUGGCUUCUAAACAUCAAAGGCACACUGGGUGGUGAUGGAGGAGGACAAGCACUGGUGGAAGAUGUGGGCGUUGGACGGGAGUCAGGCCUUGGCUCAUUUCUCGGCUGGUCCGAGAACUGGGCUUUACUGGUGCUGACUCCUUGUGUAUGA